AUGAGGGCUGUGCUCUGGGACCUCCUGCUACUCUGCUUGUUCGCCCACGUGCUUGGCGACUGCCAGCACGACUGCCUCAACUGCGACCAGCAUGUGUACAGCCAGUGGGACGGCUUCAAUGUGCUCGUCUGCGUCCUGGAGUGCGAGGGCAAGGCCGUGCCGCGCGCCACCUGGGAGCUCUGCGCCGCCGCCUCCGCCGGCCCGCGGGAGGAGGACGAGGAGGACGCCGCCGGCGACGCCGCCGAUGUCACCCUGGCCCGGCCCUUCGAGGCGGAGGCCGCGGGGCCGCGGGGCGCCGGUCCGCGGCCCGCAAUGGCAGCGGCGGCGGCGAGGCGGGCGGCGCAGGUAAGCGCGCUGCUGCUGCGGCAGCGGGCGGCCGAAGACGGCGGCAGCGAGGCGCCGCCGGAGCAGGCGGCCGACGCGGCAGCCCAGCGGCCGGGGGCCCGUCCGCCGGCGGAGCCGAGGCGGCGGGCGACGCCGGCGGCGGCCCGGGGGGUGCAGAAGCGGUACGGGGGCUUCAUCGGGGUGCGGAAGUCGGCGCGCAAGUGGAACAACCAGAAGCGCUUUAGCGAGUUCCUCAAGCAGUACCUGGGCAUGUCGCCCCGCUCCAGUGAGUACGACAUAGCCGCCGACCUGAACGAGCACAACGAGAUCUAG
Messenger RNA from Rhea pennata, 657 nucleotides. It is a transcript of the gene PNOC, whose product is annotated as prepronociceptin. The transcript is spliced from 2 exons. Gene Ontology annotation, biological process: sensory perception; chemical synaptic transmission; neuropeptide signaling pathway. Gene Ontology annotation, cellular component: axon terminus; dendrite; plasma membrane. Lineage: Eukaryota; Metazoa; Chordata; Aves; Rheiformes; Rheidae. The record is from RefSeq and is a predicted model, not a curated record. The coding region runs from base 1 to 657 and encodes 218 amino acids. Gene Ontology annotation, molecular function: opioid receptor binding.